Miscanthus lutarioriparius is the source of this 1569-nucleotide messenger RNA. NCBI's taxonomy places the organism in Eukaryota, Viridiplantae, Streptophyta, Magnoliopsida, Poales, Poaceae. The record is from the annotation of a GenBank genome assembly.
AUGGGGGAGGGCAGCCACAAUGUCAUCUUCUUCCACCGAGGCUUCGACACCACGCCGCCCUCCAACAACGCCAGGUGGGGCGUCUUCAGGUACGACAUCGCCGCUGGCAAGGAGGAACGUGUGACGCCGGAAGGCAUCGAUGCCAUGACUCCUGCGGCCAUCAGCGAGACCAAGGUGGCCGUGGCGAUCAUCCGCGAGAAAUCCAUGCAGGUAGUAAUGAAGGUGGAGCGCGUGGUGACGCAGUACAGGCACAUCGAGAUCUUCGACAUGGCGUUGCCGGGGCAGCCGCCGGUGGAGGCGUCCAUGAACCAGGUCGCCGGGAACCAGAUGCGCCUCUAUGAUCUACCCUCCAAGCUGCUCUGCCGCGUGAUCAAUGUCGAGCUCAAGGUUCCCUCCUCUUCCCGCCGUGUUUUUUUUACCCAUGGCGGCGGCAGAGUGGUGGCGGCGGCGUGGCGGCGGCCUGGUGGCGGCAGCGGCGUUAUCCGUCUCGUUCUGAUCCGGAACGUGACGAAGACGAGGCCUGAAGGCGACCACUACAAUCCCUUCGUGCUCGAUGGAGGAAGACGCGUUGGCUACCACCGCUGCAGAACCGACAAGCUACUCAAGGUCCAAAGGAGUACGACGAGCAUCCAGUGGAGAUUCGACAACGUGCAGCCCCCGGAGUCGCACGCGGACGUGGGGCUCUUUAGGGUGACCGGCAUGUUCCCGUCCGUCUCCAAGAACGGCAAGAAGCUAGCCUUCGUGGACAACGAAUUCAAGGCCGUGUGGCUCGCCGACAGCAGAGGCGGCCUCCGCGUGGUGUACAAGGUGAGGACGCCCAAGAGCGUCUUCUCCACGUCGUGGAACCAGAACGACGACCUGGACACGCUCUACGUCUGCGAAGGGCCGGCCUUCUCCAUCGACAAGCCGGUGCAGAUCAUGAGGAAACCUAACGUGUCCAGGGAGGACUACGAGAACCUGGAGACAUUCCCGCUCACCGACGAGGAGUACAACUACGCCUUCCCGUCCACCAACGCCGAGGGCACCAAUCUCGUGUUCCCGUCCAGCAGGAACAGGGUGCCGGGAGGGGAGAGGCAGCACAAGAACCUCUACAUCAUAGACGCAGAGAAGGGAGAGGCCGCCGGCGUGGUGCCGCUCACCGACAGGGCGUGGACCGACACCCACUGCAGCUGGUCGCCCAGGGAGGGCUGCGACUGGAUCGUCUUCUCCUCCUCCGGCAGGCCGGAGGCAGACGUCGUCAAGGGCAACGACCCAGGCUACUUCGCCGUGUACCUGGUGAACGCAAAAGACAUCAAGAAGGGUCAGGUGCCUGUGCCCGUGCGGGUGAUCCACAGCGCACGCACCAUCGCCGGGCACGUGAACCACCCCGUGCUCAGUCCGGACAUGGCGAGCAUCGUCUUCACCGCCGACCUCGCCGCGGUCUACGCUGACCCCAUCUCCUUGCCGCACUUCACGCACUCGGACAGGCCCUACGGCGACAUCUUCUCCGUCAACCUCCGUGACACCACGGACAUGGCCAAAAAGAAGGACAUCCAGGAGUUCCACCGCAUCACCCACAGCCGCUACUAG